Messenger RNA from Glycine soja, 777 nucleotides. RefSeq lists its product as uncharacterized. The transcript is spliced from 3 exons. The record is from RefSeq and is a predicted model, not a curated record. Lineage: Eukaryota; Viridiplantae; Streptophyta; Magnoliopsida; Fabales; Fabaceae. Bases 39 to 305 code for a protein of 88 amino acids.
GUACUACCAAGUUUAGCGAGAGCGGGGGUUCAAGCAUAAUGGCUUCCGCGGUGAGGUUGGCUUCAAGGUCCUUCUUCGCUAAUCGUUCUAGAAGCUUCGUCAAGAGCUCAACGACGCCGUUUGUCUUCUCUUCGUCUUCCGCAUCACGCAUCUCUCGUGCUUCGAGGGUUCUGUCGGUUGUGAUAAGCGUUGAGUCGUUGAUGCCUCUUCACAGUGCUAUUGCUAAUGCUAGGCUCACCUCCAAUAUCGCCUUCGAUUCCACCUGCUGGAGCUCGCUUUCUCGAGGACUUAAAAAAACAUUGUGACAGGCCUGCUGGAUCCAUUCAAGAUGAAAGAAAAAAUUAAAAAGAAAGAAUCAUAACUUUUCUUUUGUCUCGCCCUAGGAUGGGAAAAGAUCAUCAAACAUUUAAAUUGUGGUCAGUUGUACUCUGAUUCCCUCCAACUGCAGACUUGUAUAAUUGGAUUUCCUCAUUGCCUGAAAAUAGAUGACCAACAUGCUCCCAAUUGCUCUUUCUCAAAAUCUUCUUGAAUGGAUUAACAAUAAGAUGUCAGCUUCCUUAAGGAUGUUAAAAUGAUGUUUCGGGUAUAUCUGUUAGCGAUCAAAGAGUGUAUUUACUCCCUAUUUUUCGUUGGGUCCUUGUUAAAGCGUCAUAUUCUGUCCGCUUUCCCCUCUCUUUAUGUAUGGUACGUUAAUGGUAUAAUGGCAUUGUAUUCAACCAUCGAUUUAGCCCACAAUGGGAAGUGAAAGUAAUUUGAGAACGGAAAAUUGUCAUGUAA